Messenger RNA from Nematocida homosporus, 1719 nucleotides. RefSeq lists its product as uncharacterized. NCBI's taxonomy places the organism in Eukaryota, Fungi, Microsporidia. Bases 1 to 1719 code for a protein of 572 amino acids. The transcript has a single exon. Gene Ontology annotation, molecular function: protein binding. The record is from RefSeq and is a predicted model, not a curated record.
AUGGCUAGACUGAUUAUUCAACUUGUUUUACUUGGAUUGUUAUUGAGUUGGACUGGAUGUAUUCCCGUGCGGCCGGCUGUUUUUGGCACAAACUAUACACUGGCUCGAAAUGGCACUUUGUAUCUUUAUGGUAAGUCGGAGUUUUUGAUUAAGGUAAAGAAUAAUAGUGAUGGUCCAGUCGUAUUUGGAUAUUAUUCACCUUAUAAUGACAAACUAAGGGUUAUUGAACAUAUUUAUAAGCUGGAUAGUAUUGAGAAACUUUGUUGUUAUUUGUGUACGUUUAAGAGUUUAACUGAUGAUUUAUUACUCCUGCCUAACCUUAAAGAGAUUUGGAUUGAAAACUGUAGUGAAUUUGAAGAUUUGGGACUGGCUAUCAAAGAUCUGACGUCACUGCAAACUAUUUCUAUUAAAGAAUGUCCGAUGUUUACGCAGGUAAGUGAAAAUGUGCCAUAUUGUAGUUCUCUUGAGAACUUAGCUAUUACUCAUUGUGAGAACUUAUCUGGGUUUCCGACUUAUUUUGGUAUGAACUCAGGACUAGUUUAUUUAGACUUAUCAUAUAACGGCCUUAAAGUAAUUCCGAGGGAGGUUGAAAAUCUAUCCCAUUUGAUUUAUCUUAAUUUGGCUUAUAACCAACUCACCGUGAUUAUUGAAUAUAUGUCUGAUCUAGAACGACUUGAGGAAGUUAUUUUGACCGGUAAUCAGUUGGAGAAAGUACCAAAAGGUCUUUUUAAUAUUGCGACUUUACGGGCUAUUGAUAUAUCUGAUAACCCUAAGAUUAGUACUUUUGGUAGACUUAAGAGUUUACCUAGUAAGUUGGUUAGUAUUGAUGCUUCCAAGACCAGUAUUACAGUAAUUCCCGCCGAGAUUAUUAUGGCUUUAGAUAAGGAGAUGAGGUUCAAAUUGAACGUGCGAGGAUGUCCAUUAUUAGUUCAUGGCGACUUUUAUUCUUGUUAUGGGUACCGGGAACUUUACUGGGCCUACUCCUCCCAAAUUACCUUAUCAGAUGAGAUCUAUCAGGAACUGAAAAAGCCUAAUUCUAUCCUAACAACUCCAAUCACGCGUGUUUUUCGUUGGAAACCGGCUGAAAUCAAGAAACUCGGUCCUAAUCAGUUAAGUAUUGAAGAACUAGCAUUUUAUACGGCUAAAGAUCGCAUCAACCAUUUUAUUAACAUUAAUCUGUACGAUUUGAAAGUUAAGCAAACUGCGCGAUUAAUCAAUCAUAAUAUUAAGUCUCUUCCUACUUCGCUUAUGGAGUACUGGAAGUCCAUUCUUCAUUUGAAAUUUGAUGUGGGCCUAAUUGAUAGUCCCACCAAUCGAACUUAUCCACACGAGUAUGCGGCUAGUGAUCCGUACAAUGGCAGCCAGCAGGAAAUUGCCGAUGCCUUUUUGUCCUUCUUCUCAGUUGAGUCUGCCAUUCUGUACUUAGUUGAUGCCAUUAAUCAGAAUAAUGACAUUUGUACAAGAAUAUACUUCUAUGGCGAUUAUCGGCUGCGCGAUUCUAGUAAUCCUAAAGCAGCCCAGCUCGAUGAUUUCCGGGCCUGUUGCGAAAAGACGACUCAAGUGAAUCCUAAGAUCGUGCGGAUCCUCUUAGCCGAACUAGGGUACAUUGAAGAUCCAAGUGCAGCUGUGUCAUCUGAGGAGAUUAGUCUAUUUGAUGGUCGUCUAGCAGUCUUUUCAGAAUCACGAGUUCAUGGUCGGUUUUGGCCGGAUUCAGAUUGA